AUGCGACAAAUCAUCGAAGCAGAAGAGGAGGAGCAGAGUGUUCUAGGUUCCGACGCCGUUACCCCCGACGACAACGUGGAUCUCUUGCUCAACGACUUCGCUGCCAUCGACCUCGAGGACGUCACUCCGUCGCCUGUUCAGAUCUUCAGACUUUGGCAGGUCUUUUUGGAGCGGGUCAACCCAAUCACCAAGCUCAUUCACGUCCCCAGUCUGCAGCCUUUAGUAGUCGAAGCUGCAGCAAACCACUCUAAUGUCGCCAACAACGCUCAGGCAUUGUUAUUUUCCAUCUACCUGGUUGCGACUCUUACCAUGACGGAAGCCGAAGCUAGGCAGAUGCUCGACUCUUCCAAGGAGGAUGCGCUGAAGAAGUUCACCGCGGGUGUCAAGGCAGCGCUGACCAAGGUCAACUUCCUCAAGAACCACGACAUGAUGACUCUGCAGUCUCUUAUCCUCUACCUGGUCUCUCUCCAAGGCCGCUACAACCGUCAUGCCGCCUGGGUGCUGAGCGGUGUAUUAAUAAGAAUUGCGCAAAAGAUGGGUCUGCACCGUGAUGGAGACUCGCUCAACCUGACCCCGUACGAAACCGAAAUGCGACGAAGGCUUUGGUGGCAGAUCAUCAUGCUGGACACCAAAUAUGCGAUGGUUUCUGGAUUCUGCGACACGCUUCUGCCGUGGAACUGGGACACGAAAACGCCGCAAAACGUGAACGACGCCGAUCUUUUCCCCGGCUCGACGGAGCCCGUCCAGCCCCGAGAGGGCCCGACUGAGAUGGCUUUCUGCUUGCUCCUGUACGAGGUUGGCCGAUUCAUCGUCGAGAACCGAAUUCCCGACUUCGAGGCAGUCGUGCUAGGCGCCAUGGAGAACGAGUCCCCCGAGUCUCAGGCGACCAACCUUGCGACGUUGGCCAAGUACCGCACACUUGUCGACAAUCUCGAUUCGAAGCUUAUUGCCCUCGAGAAGAAGUACUGCGAUCCUUUGGCAGGCAACAUUCACAUUGUGGCAACCAAGAUUCGGUCUAUGAUCAUUGACAAGAUGCGAACGAUGAUGAUUCCGAUGCGCGAACUGCCGGAAUGGGGCACUGAGAUCUUCAAUGUGCAAGAUAACAUGUUCAGGAUAUCCCUGAUGCACCACGAGCACAACGUUGAGCUUUACGAGUUUAUGGAGAACACUGGGUUCGUGUGGUUUUUCAAGCUGCACUUUCAAAUUGACGUGUUCAUUGUCAUGGCCGGACAGCUCUACAAGCGACCGACGGGCAGACUUGCAGACCGCGCUUGGAAGGUCAUUGACAGGGUAUACCAGUUCCAUGAGGAGCUGUGGGACAUGUCAAGGAAGGAGAACGUACAAUUGGGCAUCUACAUGCUCAAGGCGUGGAGAGCACGAGAGAGAUCCUUGGUGCAGCUUGGCAUGCCCUACGAGACACCGCUGGCAGUACCCCGACUGCAGGACAUCGUACCGCAGUCGAACUCGGAGGUAUCAUCAGCCGGACCCUCCCCCGCCCAGCCGAUGAAGAUGGAGGUUCCUCCACGACAAGACCAGCCCAUGGACCAAUAUCUGGGCAACUUCCUCGAUACGACAAAUUUCUACGAUCUAGACAUGUGGGCGGACCUGGGUGUUCCCAACGGCAACAUGAACCAGCAGUCCGCAGCGAACAUGUUUGGGACAUUUGGCAACUUUGGUGCACCACCGACGGGUAGAUGGUAA
Messenger RNA from Colletotrichum chrysophilum, 1701 nucleotides. RefSeq lists its product as uncharacterized. Gene Ontology annotation, molecular function: zinc ion binding; DNA binding. Lineage: Eukaryota; Fungi; Ascomycota; Sordariomycetes; Glomerellales; Glomerellaceae. Gene Ontology annotation, biological process: DNA-templated transcription. Bases 1 to 1701 code for a protein of 566 amino acids. The transcript is spliced from 2 exons. The record is from RefSeq and is a predicted model, not a curated record.